CAGGGGGAGCGCACACCCAGCCGCCCGCGCACCCGCGCGCACGGACCCGCGCGGGGACGGCGGGGGAGCCGCCGGUGUCCAGGGACGCGAUGCCGCUGGUGGGGAGGUGCCUGCUGGCCGCGCUGGUCUCCUCCCUGCUGCUGUGCCCGGCGCUGGCGUGCGGACCCGGCCGGGGCUUCGGGAAGAGGCGGCACCCCAAGAAGCUGACCCCCUUAGCCUACAAGCAGUUCAUCCCCAACGUGGCCGAGAAGACCCUGGGAGCCAGCGGACGCUACGAGGGCAAGAUCUCGCGGAACUCGGAGCGGUUUAAGGAGCUCACCCCCAAUUACAACCCCGACAUAAUAUUUAAGGAUGAGGAGAACACCGGAGCCGACCGGCUGAUGACUCAGAGGUGCAAGGACAAGCUGAACGCCCUGGCCAUCUCGGUGAUGAACCAGUGGCCCGGCGUGAAGCUGCGGGUGACCGAGGGCUGGGACGAGGACGGCCACCACUCGGAGGAGUCGCUGCACUACGAGGGCCGCGCCGUGGACAUCACCACGUCCGACCGCGACCGCAGCAAGUACGGCAUGCUGGCGCGCCUGGCGGUGGAGGCCGGCUUCGACUGGGUGUACUACGAGUCCAAGGCCCACAUCCACUGCUCCGUGAAAGCAGAGAACUCAGUGGCGGCCAAGUCGGGCGGCUGCUUCCCGGGCUCGGCCACGGUGCACCUGGAGCAGGGCGGCACCAAGCUGGUGAAGGACCUGCGCCCCGGGGACCGCGUGCUGGCGGCCGACGACCAGGGCCGGCUGCUCUACAGCGACUUCCUCGCUUUCCUGGACCGCGACGCCGGCGCCAAGAAGCUUUUCUACGUGAUCGAGACGCGGGAGCCGCGCGAGCGCCUGCUGCUCACCGCCGCGCACCUGCUCUUCGUGGCGCCGCACAACGACUCGGGCGCGGGGCGGCCGCCGGGGGGCGCGCCGGGGCGCCGGGCGCUCUUCGCCAGCCGCGUGCGGCCCGGACAGCGCGUGUACGUGGUGGCCGAGCGCGGCGGGGACCGCCGGCUGCUGCCGGCCGCCGUGCACAGCGUGACCCUGCGCGAGGAGGCCACGGGCGCGUACGCGCCGCUCACGGCGCAGGGCACCAUCCUCAUCAACCGGGUGCUGGCGUCGUGCUACGCGGUCAUCGAGGAGCACAGCUGGGCGCACCGGGCCUUCGCGCCCUUCCGCCUGGCGCACGCGCUGCUGGCCGCGCUGGCGCCCGCGCGCACGGACCGCGGCGGGGACGGGGGCGGCGGCCGCGCCCCCCAGCCCGCGCCGGGCGCUCCAGGGCCGGCGGACGCGUCGGGCGUCCACUGGUACUCUCAGCUGCUCUACCAAAUAGGCACCUGGCUGUUGGACAGCGAGGCCCUCCACCCGCUGGGCAUGGCGGUCAAGUCCAGCUGAAGGCCGGGGACGGGGCGGGCGGGGAGCGCGGGGUGGGGGGCGGGGGGUGGGCAACAGCAAGAUACAGCAAAAAGACACACGGAAAAAGCGCACGGAAUGAGACGUUAAUUAUAAUAAUAAUUAAUAAUAAUAAUAAUAAUAAUAAAGUAGGACAGCCCAAAGUAGACUAUAAGGAAACCAAGGCCCCGGGGAAGUUCUGGCAUCGCGUUUAGUUCGUUUAUUUUUUAUUACUUUUUAUUUUUUUGGUUAUUCUUUUGACGGUUUUCUUCACCUCUCCUGGCUAUUUAUUUGUUGGGUAUGAAUAGAUGUUUUAAAUACUAUGAACCGGACCUUCAAGAGCCUUAACGAGUUUGUUUCUCGGAUAAUUUAUUAUCGUCGUGUGAACUGCGCUCACAGGGGAGAGAUUAUUUUGUGAGGCCCAGCGACCUGCUCAGAGUCUAUUUUUCUACGUGUUCCGGGCCCUGCCGCCCGGAAAGCCGCGCUCGGC
This is a messenger RNA of Phyllostomus discolor (pale spear-nosed bat), 1908 nucleotides long. RefSeq names its product sonic hedgehog signaling molecule (gene SHH). Gene Ontology annotation, biological process: protein autoprocessing; smoothened signaling pathway; cell fate specification. Gene Ontology annotation, molecular function: patched binding; calcium ion binding. The transcript has 3 exons. Bases 90 to 1421 code for a protein of 443 amino acids. Lineage: Eukaryota; Metazoa; Chordata; Mammalia; Chiroptera; Phyllostomidae. The record is from RefSeq and is a predicted model, not a curated record.